Molecule: messenger RNA, 4908 nt
Organism: Monopterus albus (swamp eel)
Lineage: Eukaryota; Metazoa; Chordata; Actinopteri; Synbranchiformes; Synbranchidae
Gene: zfyve28
Product: zinc finger, FYVE domain containing 28
Exons: 15
Coding region: 439-3423 (994 amino acids)
Biological process (GO): negative regulation of epidermal growth factor-activated receptor activity
Cellular component (GO): early endosome membrane
Molecular function (GO): metal ion binding
Source: RefSeq, a predicted model, not a curated record
AUAUUUCCUACUUAAAUCAUCGGGGAGCACGUUAUUUGGAAGUAGUGCUUGAAGGCACCAUUUCCUGGGAAAGUGGGAGGUGAAUGUUGUCAACGUGACUGUCAUCAAGUAACGGGGUAGAGAACGGCAGAGUCGUCGGUGCUCAGUUUCCCUGUAUCGUCGGCACUUGGAAAGUGGCCGAGCGGGGGAGACAGGGAACCAACCUGAAGAUUCAGGGAAGAUGAAAAUAAGUCUUUGUCUUCGAACGUCUCCUUUGUAUGCUUUUAGAGCCGUGUUAUAGCUUAAGGUUCUGGACAACUUAGCAUACAUAGUGUUUUGUACAUCUUCCCCUUUGGAACCUACCAGCGCUAGCUAGCUUAGCAGCCAACCGCUGAUACUGCCAGACACACAGGUACAGGAGUGGAAAGGCUGGUGACAAAGGAAGGUGGCGAGGUAACGAUGAACCGCUUUCGAAAGUGGCUGUAUAAGCCCAAGAGGACAGACCCUCAACUCCUGGCUCAGUUCUACUACGCUGAUGAAGAGCUGAACCAGGUGGCCACUGAGCUGGACAGCCUUGACGGCAGGAAGGACCCUCAGAGAUGUACCCUGCUGGUCAACCAGUUCCGAUCCUGUCAGGACAAUGUGUUGAACAUUAUCAAUCAGAUCAUGGAUGAAUGUAUCCCCAACAACCGGGCGAACAGAGACUUCUGUGUCAAAUUCCCCGAGGAGAUUCGUCAUGACAACCUGGCAGGGCAGCUGUGGUUUGGGGCAGAGUGUUUAGCUGCCGGCUCCAUUAUCAUGAACAGGGAGAUAGAGAGUAUAGCUAUGAGACCCCUGGCUAAGGACCUCACUCGCAGCCUGGAGGAGGUACGCAACAUCACCAGGGACCAGGCCCUGAGAGACCUCAACUUGUACACGGACCGCAUGAAAGACGCAUUGCGACAUUUCGACAGCCUUUUUGCUGAGUUUGAGCUCAGUUAUGUGUCAGCCAUGGUGCCUGUGAAGUCUCCCAAAGAAUACUAUGUACAACAGGAGGUGAUUGUGCUCUUCUGUGAGACAGUGGAGAGGGCCCUGAAGUUGGGCUAUCUCACACAGGACAUGAUCGAUGACUAUGAACCCGCUCUGAUGUUUACAAUUCCCAGACUAGCCAUUGUGUGUGGGCUGGUUGUGUAUUCUGAGGGGCCUCUCAACCUAGACCAAAAAUCAGAGGAUAUGUCUGAGCUCUUCCGGCCUUUUCGCACUUUAUUGAAGAAAAUCAGAGACCUGCUGCAGACACUGACUGAAGAGGAGCUGAUGAUGCUGGAGAGGAACCUCUGCAUCUCUCAGGAUGGGGAGUUGUCCACAGGCCAGGGGCUGGCCACAAACGGUGUACCAGCACCAGUCCAAGAGAAUCAGUCAUCCUGCAGCCCCACUAAUGACACCUCCAAGGAGGAGAGUGAAGGCGAGCGGGAUCAUCUGGCUCUGUAUGUCUGUCCCAGCCAGGAGGAGGAACUGGCAGAAGUGGAACAGGGCUGGGAGGAGGUGGAGACUGAGAGAGGGGAGGAGGACCAGGAUGAGGGCCUGCUGUGUGAGGAGGCAGAGGAGGCUGAGCUGGCUUGCUCCAUGCAGUAUGAUGAGGAAGAAUUGGAGCAGCUCAACAUGAUGGUUUACCGUGUAGGAGAUGAGAUGUCCACCCUGCUGUCGCCUCCCAGUCAGGGUCAGUCCCCAGCCCAUAGAGGAGAGGCAGGAGGCUCCAGUGGGGCUUCUAGUACUGAGGCGUCUCCCUGCAGGCUCCUGCCAGGCAGGGGAAGGACAGGCAGAUGUGUAGAGGAAGAGGACAGAGUCUUUUUCAUGGAGGACCUGGAUGCAGCAGGAGACGGCAUCGCCAGCAUCUCAAGAGAGGCCUGUAGUUUUGUCGCCUCUUCUUCCACUGCGAAUGGCUGGUACUCUGAAGCCUCGUCAGAGCAGCCAUGCCAGCAGCCACAAAGCCAGAACACACUCUGUCCUAAAGUAAAGCGACAACCAUGUUCCUCCGCCCCUGGCUCUGAACCUCUGCCUUACACCAAUGGGUGGGAGAUGGGUUUGGAGGGGACAGCGUCUGAAACUGCUGAGGUCAUCGCCCACCGUAUGGGCGGUAUGAAACUGUCUGCCACAGUUAUUUUCAACCCUCGCUCCCCAAGUUUGACAGAGCUGGCUGUGGACAAGCUGCUGUUGCAGCGGCCCACUCCCUCUGAGAUUGAGCCCUGCGGUCCUCGUGUGGCCACUCACUGCCUCCUUAACUCAUGUGUCUGCUGUGGGAGCUGUGAAGAUAGCCACGAGGAUGCCGUCCCGACAGAGAGCACUGGACUCGGGUUAGACCUCACCCUGGGAUUGGAUAAACACUGUAAACCCGCAGCCCACAACGCUGUCAUUCAGUCUUCUGCUUGUCGGUUGCCACCACCAAGUCACGAGCCUCACAGUAAGGGUGAGCUCGCCCACUUGACUCCACCAUCUUCCCACAGUUCUGCAGAGUUGCUGGAAGAAGAUUCAGACUCCCAGUUCUGUGAAAAGUGCCUGGUGGUGGCUUCAGGGCCACAGCAUCAUGCUCAGGACUGUAGCUCCAGUGGAGGGGAUGGACCCUCCACAUGCAGCCGCCAUCUGAGGACUGAAAAGACGCAUCAGGCCAGCGGAGUUCGACAGAGGGACAAGGAAAUGGAUAGAGACCAGUCAGUAACUAGGGACACCAAAGAAGAUGGCAGAAGGAGCUCUAGUUUUCAGAACUCUCCCCUCAGUUCUGUGUCAAGUAGUGACUGUGAGAGUGUGUCGGUCACCACAUGUAGUCUGUCGAGUGGUUCAUAUACCCCCAGCCCUGUGAGUAGUCUGACCCCCAGCUCGGGAACCUCAGAGGACCUGGACCAUCAGGAGGUCCAGCUGGCCCUGCAUGAUGCCAAGGUGGCAGCAAGGAACAGGAUUCGAUCACGCUUCCACAGCAGCAGCGACCUCAUCCACCGUCUCUUUGUUUGCAUAUCAGGUAUUGCUGAUCAGCUGCAGACCAACUAUGCUAGUGAUCUUCGCAGCAUCCUCAAGACUCUGUUUGAAGUCAUGGCAACCAAGUGUGAGCAGGGAGACAACGAUAAGCAAAAGAAAGGACCUGUUCUGCAUAGUGCCAUGCUGGAGGACUGUGCUCUCUGUCAAGAGACCAUCUCCUCAUCAGAAUUAGCAGCCAAGGUCCGGGAGGGUCAGUUCGAAGAUCCUCCUGACUGGGUCCCUGAUGAAGCCUGUAACUCCUGCAUUGCCUGCAAGGCUCCCUUCACUGUCAUCCGCAGGAAGCAUCACUGUAGGAGCUGUGGAAAGAUCUUCUGCUCUCGAUGCUCCUCCCACUGUGCUCCAUUGCCCCGAUAUGGCCAGGUGAAGCCUGUCAGGGUAUGCACACACUGCUACAUGUUCCAUGUGACGCCCUUCUACAGCGACAAGGCCAGCAUCUGACCACAGAUUAUCACCAGAAGCACACAGUCCGCCACAACAAGAGCAUAUGCAACUGACAGAUUCUCGACUGCAUAAAAAGAAAAUGCCACACUGCUGGUAAACCUCAAUGGUCAUCAUUGUACCUCCUAAAUAAGACUUCAGCUGACAGAGCAGAGAGACCAGACAGAUAACCAUCAAGCGAUGACAAGAACUGUUUCAGAGAUUUUUUUGAUGCCUCAACACAUAAAUGAUUCAUAAAUGCCUGUCUGACUGUAGAGGUGCACAAGGGAUAUGGAAAGAUCAGGCAUCAGAUUUUUAGCUGGCAACAGUCUUGCGUAGCAGUUUGCAGCACAAAUUCAGAGCAGGCCACCUUGCUUGUUUUUUUGCUUUAAGUGAAAAUGAAAGGACUUGUGACAUAUUUUCCUAUGCUUUAGUGAGCUUCCUACAUUUGUGCCAGAACUCCCAUGGGACUCGGAGUACUCAAAAGAAUGUAAGUCAUGAUAACCAUGUAAAUAAAGGUAACUGGUAGUAGCUACAUUACAUCUUCUGUAAAGGGUUGCUAUAUAUGGGAAUUGGAAAGCAGUGUUCACCAGGCUACCAGUUCCAGCAAAGCAAAAAUAACAAAAAACAAGCAGCUUUUAUAUUGAGAUCCUUCAUGCUUAUAAUGGCGAUGAAUGUGUAAUUCUGUACCGCUUUGAGAAACGAGGUCUAGAUUUCAACACGCCUGACCCCUCUGUUCUAGAUGGUUAUGGGCUGUGCCCAUUGCUUUUACAGUUGCACCAUCUUUAGUUUUACUGUACACUGAGAUGGACACAAAAGGGAUCUCCUUGGUCAUCACUGUCAGGUCUUGAAAGCCCCCUAGUGGAGAGCCAUCACUCAGUGCACUCAUUACCAUGGUGUGAACAGUUUGUUUUGAACCAGAGGCCUUCUCAGGUGCUGGCCUACAAACUAGAGGCCGAUUAUUGCCCAUUGGUUUAUCUUCCUCUCUCUUAUUAUUGUGCAAUAUUGUGACUACUAACUGCAAUGGUCCUGCACAUUAGAGACAAAGCUUUGCUGUUUCAAUUGUAGUUAUAGCCCAUUUCUGAAGAGCAAAGUUGUGAUGAUUUGUGUUUACAUUAUUUCCAUCUUGGUACCAUCAGAGAGGAACAGAUACUUUGUUCUUAGACGGACUUUGUUUGCCCCUGACUUCCUUCCUGCUCUUCAAUCUGCUUCCAUUGCAGUGGCAACAUACAAAGUAUCUUCCAUACUUAUAAUAUAAUAGAGUUUGUACAUCUGAAUGGUCUUAAAUGGCUGAUAUACACAUAUGGACCUUUGAGAAACAAUGGUGAAUUAUCACGCUAUGCCCAGUCUCCUCUGACUUAAAGCAGUUUCUCAGGCAUUACAUCAUCAGGAUCACUCACUACUGUUGUAUCAAUAUUAUUUUAUCAAAGAACAUGUAAGCUCACUUUGAAAAGGUAUGUUUUUUCUUUUAUAAAGAACAAAAAUUACUUUUAUGUACAAAAAAAA